This is a messenger RNA of Lingula anatina, 581 nucleotides long. RefSeq lists its product as uncharacterized. The record is from RefSeq and is a predicted model, not a curated record. NCBI's taxonomy places the organism in Eukaryota, Metazoa, Brachiopoda, Lingulata, Lingulida, Lingulidae.
GCAUACGCAUACGCAAAUAAGAAAUAAAGUGCAUAUAUACCCUCCAAUUUGUGAGAAUUUGACUGGCCUUUUGAGCAGCCUCGGAAAAAAAAUUACCUUGACAAUCUCGCGUCAAACACUCUUGUCUUAGUACGGUCGGUGUUUGUAUAACAUUACGAGGCUAUUUUUAGCACACAGCCUUAGUGUAGGCUAUAUUGCGUCCUGGAUGUAAGGUAAACACUUGUGACCUGCUAAAAUUUACUUUUUAUCUUGGUGGUUAAUAAAUCUUAGAUAUAAAAAUCAAGAACUAUUAUUGGCUGGUUUGUGAAAAAGAGAAAUAUAUUCAUGUAGGCCUACAUGUGUACAGGUAGGUCACCGAUUUGAUAAGCGAUAUACAUGGAUCUCUCACCGAUUAACAUGGCGGACAGGGUUGACAAAGAUUGGUUCAGUGUUCGCAAUGCAAAGCUGGAAGAUGCGGGCGACGUUUGGAGGAUAGUCCAAGAAGCGGGAUGGGUACCUUUUAGUCUGCAACUGAUCAAGGCAUAUAUGGAAAUUGCCAAAGACGGCUGGUGGGUAGCUGAAGUUGACGGGAAAGUUGUAGG